UCCCGCCCUCCGCCCCUCGCUGCGCGGGCCGGGCGGGCCGGCGGGAGCCGAGGGCGCGGAGCGGCCCUGCCCCGGGAGGCGACAGCGGCCGCGCCGGCCGGCGAGCCUGCUGUUCACUUCGCGGUCUGUCAAAUGUACUUUGGCACACAAUGAAACGUAGGCACCCUCAGCCUUUAACUUUGAGCUGGAGGAGGUCGAGCUGUUUAUCUCCAGUUUAAGAAAGCAAAACUGCAUGGGAACUUUAUCCUGUAGCAGAGCGUUAGUGUCCAGGCCAGACGUCAAAUUAAGAUCCAAGCACCCUUUAAGGACCAAUGUACCCAAUAGCUCAUGGAAGAAAAAAAUCAAACCAAGACAUCGUUGGUUUCCAGGCUACCGAAAUAUGGAACGAAAACUUUAGGGAGUGUUCUGCAACCCACGCCAAACGGGACGGCUGUGAACUUGGCUGGGAGUAAUGGUGGCAGAAAUUUCAGCAAGCACAAUGGCACUGUUGGAAUGUCUUCCUUUGCUUUCAACUGGAAAAAAUCAAAUAAAUAUCAGCUUAACGAUCAGAAUGGGAGAGGGGCCAAUGGCAAAUGCAACUCUAAUGAAAAAUUAAUUGAUUCUGAGAAGUAUCCUCAAUCUCAAGGAGCACUGGGCAGUGAUGAGCUCAGGGUGGGUUUGAACAGUACUGCUUCUGUUGUGUCAAAAGCGGCAAAGCCAACCAAUAUGUUUGUAUCUCCUACUGAGGAAUUAAACCCAAAGUCUAUACCUGGACUCUCUAGUUCAGCUAAAUUCACCAAAGGUACCCUGUCAGGAAGGACAUACUCUGGACUCAAUGCUCCAAGAUCAAAUUUAAAUGGAUUUUAUGGAAAUCGGCCAGUGGUAGGUUUGCAGAGACCUAGAGCUAAUUCUGGUUCUGCAAGGACAAGUUCAGGAGAAAGCCUGGCACAAUCUACAGACAAUAGCAAGGCUUUUUCCUGUGACAAAAUGGUAAGAUCACAAAGUUUUUCACAUUCCAUUCAGAAUUCUUUCCUUCCCACUGCAUCUCUAACCAGGUCACAUUCCUUUAAUAAAGCUGUGGAUCUUACAAGGCCUUAUCACAGUCAAAAUCUCGCUGCCAGGACGUCUCAGAGGUCUACUCUGCUGUCAAGAAAUGCAUGUCAGUUGGAUGUACCCAAUGGAAAUGAACCGAUGAAGUAUGGAUUUACCAGACCGUACUCGGCUGUGUCAGCUCCUUGUUCCAAGAAACCCCCACUGUCAAAUGGAUCUGGGUCAGCACCUUCCUAUGGAUACAGAUUAAGUCGGCCUCCUCUGCUGAAGCCUACCAGGCAGCGGUUUGCUGGGAACAAUUCCGUUGUGGCUGGCAGCAAAAGUGCGGCUGCGGACACGCGCGUCGUGGAGAACACGGAGAUUUCAGCCAAUAUCAAUAGAGCCGUCGAUAAAAACAGUAUUCUGGAGAGCAGGGCUCAAAGAACAGAACCUGGUGAGGGCCUGCAUGAAAAUCUGGGAAAACAUGGCUCAAAGGUGAUGUGUAUGAGCGAUGAUGGAGAUGAAAUAUCUAUAUCUUCUUUGUCAUCCUCUGAGAAAAACGAUUUGAGUGAAGACUUCAGUGAUGAUUUCAUAGAUAUAGAAGAGGCAAACAGACCUGUGCAAGUCCAGCAGAAGGAGAGCUGCCUUCAGGAAUUAGAGCAUGGGAGCAGAACGUCCAUCGAGCCAUUCACAUCUCUCAAGGAAGGUGGAGGAUCUUGCUGUAAUGCUGAUGACUGGCUUGAUAUAAAUGUGUCUGCAGUGGAUGACAACAGUGAAAGCACAAAACACACUACUGAGAAUGUCAUCUCUUCAGAGAUGAACUACAGAGCUGGCUCCUCCUUUGAGCUUUCUCCAUCUGACAGCUCUGAUGGCACAUAUAUGUGGGAUGAAGAAGGGCUGGAACCUAUAGGAAGUGUCCAUCCGUGUGGGAGUUACGACUCUUCAGAAAUGAACAGCAUAGAUAUCUUGAAUAAUCUUGAUUCAUGUGAUCUUGAAGAUGAUGAUCUCAUGCUUGAUGUGGACCUGCCUGAGGACCCACCUCGUGACAAAGAGGAAUGUGAAAAUAUGAGCCGCUAUGACAGACAAGACAGAAAUGUGAGACAACAUCAAGAGGGAUUCUGGAAAAGAGCACCACAACAGCGAUGGAAUACACAGGAGCACUAUCAUCUUGGCCAUGCUGACCAUUAUAUCCAUGGUAAAAAUGAUUUGAACAGGGGCUCAGGCUACCUGGAGCCAUCUGUGGGUGCCCUGGAGAGCUGCAGAGCAGGCAGCAGCGCGCAGGCGCCGCGGGCGCUGGCGGAGAACACGGUGAUGCUGGACGAGAUGACGCUGCGGCACAUGGUGCAGGACUGCACCGCCGUCAAAACCCAGCUCCUCAAACUCAAGAGGCUGCUGCACCAGAAUGAUGAAAAUGUGUCACUCCAGGACAUCACAUUCUCAGUUCCAUCGAGUCCAGAACCAGAAGAAGCUGCAUCAACUUUUAAGAUGGAUGAUCUGCUGAAUGAGAUCAGGCAGCUUAAAGAUGAACUGAGGAAAAAGGAUGAAACAAUCAACCAAUUAGAGCAGCAGCUUGCCACCAGAUGUAACUGCCAGAAGGACAGUCAGAAACCUCCAGGGGCAGUGCGCGCGUGUGCCGAUAAAUUCACGCAGACCUCCUGGAGGAGGAGUUCUGGUGGGUAUUCUGCUCCCUCCUUCUCUCCCUGGCAGGGCUCAUUCCAGGGCAUCCCUCGGAGUGUUCCACCGCACCGCAGACAGACCUCAAGUACUACAGCCUUCCAGCAGCCUUCCCAAUUCCACAGACCUCGCCCAGGGAAAACUAAUAAAAACUCCACAUAUCGAGGCCCACAGUGAAUAUCCUAAACCAGAUCUGCAUGACAAUAGAAACCAUCAGAAUCCAAAUGCUGCAAAUGUCUCUCUCCCAAAUAGCCCGAAUGACAUAAACUCUUUAACGAGCGUGCAGUUAAACACGAAAGAUGAAAAUGCACCAUAUUUGGACAAUGUGAAAAACAAAAACACUGAAGACCCUGGAGAGGUGCCUAGUAAUAAGAAAGGUACAUUACCACCUCGUUCCCACUUUCAGACCUCUACACGAGCUGAUGCUCCAGAGGUGCAGACUGGAUUACCUGUGAAAGGUCAACCCUCAUUCACAAACCAGGCUUCUCAGCCAAAGACUUCGAGAAUCGCGAAACCCCCAACUGCUUUAGUGCCUCCUACCAUGGCUGUUCCCGUACGAUCUGCAGGUCAUGCCGCUGCUUCCAAGGAACGUGAGCUUCUACCACUGAGUAAUUUGACUCAGCCACAGCCAGCAUCUGGGCAGGAUAACCUAAAGGGUAAACAGAGUCAGAAAGUGUCAAAACUUCGCCCACCAACUACGUCCUUUGUUAAAUCUAAGCAAGUGAGCAGUCAGAAAUCCACACCAGUACCUCCAGAGCCUCAGAACACCUCCCUAAAGUCUAACAUCCCAAGGCCACCAGUCCAGAGAAAGGAAAACGUGCAGACACACUCUGCUGGCUUGCAUUCUGGGGACAGCAUGCCCUCCGGUCGGCAUUCCCGCCUCCCGAAACCAAAGACACACUGAGGCUGUUCCCACAUCUCACCGCACUAUGCCACGCCAGAUCCCGCUUCCCGUGUUGUGACUGCCUUGGAGCCUGCUGUACCUGCAGCCUGCAAAGCCUGAGUCACUGUUCCAAAUUGCAUCUUCUUUAGGGUUUGCAUUCUCCAUCCUGCCGUGUUCUGAGGCUGAUGUUAUGAGCUGUGCAGUUUCUCUUGAGAGUGCUUUAUUUUAAUGUCAGUCUUUAAUAAAGAUGGUAUUGCAAUCCUAGUAAUUAAGCAAAUAUUGAAGUCUGUGGUGACCACAAAUGCCAGAAUGCUGCACUAUUUAUUUCAGGAUGGCAUAAAUUAUUUCUUACCUCUGUUUGAGUUAUUAGACAAUGAAAUUGCUAUUCUGUUUAACUUCUUGGUUCUGAGUACUCGUUAGGUCAGAGUGGUAGAAAAUUAGACUGACUAGCAGAUGUUUUCUUGGCCAUAAUUCUGACUCUGUAUUCCAGAGGCCUAUGCAAAAAUCCUUGUAUUUAUCAUUCUCUCAAGACUGACAUAUUUAAUGUUAUUUAAUCUGAUGGGUUGGGUGGGUUGUGUUGUUUUGUUUUGCUGUAACCUGAAGUUGCUCUGUUCUUUAUUUAUCCCGUUUUCACUGUUCACAGACAUUAGGCAGAUGUCACAGGGUGAAAUGAAUCUUCUCGCUUAAACAUCCUCAUUUGUUAAAAGAUUGUGGUAUGUUUUUAUUGUGUUGAACAGACACAUUACCGGGUAGGUUCUUGAAAUGCAGUGCUAAGGAUGUUUGUCCAAACCUUCCAAGGCAGGCUCUUAGGAAUUGGUAAGUAGGGAGCCUCUGGGAAUAAGGGAUCCAGAACACCUUUGUUGAGGUUGCACAACAUGCAUUUUAAUUAAUAUUUUAAACUUUUAUUGUUCUGCUUGUAUUUAUUCAUUUUCUGUUUAAUAUUGGAAGGCUCUGAAGUACCUAACUUGAAAUUUUGCACAAACUUUGCCAUAUGUGUAAGAAUUUGAAACUAUUUUACAGAAUAAAACUUAUAUGAAAAAUGCAACUAUUUUUUAAAAAGGAAAAAAAUUAAACCCCCUUAUUUGCUUUGAGCAAUCCUUUUAUGUCCUAAUCCAGAGCUGGUACUCUUAAGAGUUUUUUGAACGUGUUAUUUUGGGUUUGUUUUUUUGUUUUGUUUUGUUGGGGUUUUUUUGUUUUUGUUUUGUUUGGGAUUUUUUGUAAUUUCUGAAGAAGUGCAUGAUAACUGGUAAGGAGCUUUUUGGGGAAAUUAGGCAGAAAAAAAAACCCCUAUGUUUUUGUGCUCUCUAGGAGAAGUACUUUUUUCUGAAAGUAGUCUUGGUGCACUCUGGGACCAUGCACCGAUGAUGCGAGUCACAUGUGCGCAUAUCCAGUGAAGCUUUCCAGAAAUUUGAUGUUCUGUCCCAUCUCCAAUUCUUCCUGUCUUUCCCAUGAUUCUCUUGGAUGUUACUGGUUGGGUGGUCUUUUUUUUUUCCUGUUCUCAAGUUGGCUUUAAAAUCAGCAGCAGAAGACUGCUGCAACAACUUGGCUCAAAAUCUAUUCCUGAAGAACACAUCAUGUCAGUAAAAUGCAACACAGUGUUAGUUUGUUCUAGUCUCUGGCUGUUGGACAUUGACAUAUUGCAGUAUUUUCUUUGAGAGAAUUAAAGUGAAUAGGUGUAGACAUUUCAUAAAUGAAUUCAGUAUUCUGCUUCUAUAAUGUAAGCCCUUUAACUGGGGUAUCCUGAUGGAUACCUCAGUUGGGUGAAGGAAAAAAUAAUCAUCUCACCUGAAUUACAUCGUUAAUAUUCAAGAAUUAUUUUGGAUUUCUUACACUAUAAUUUUAUUUAACAGAAGAUGAAGUGGAAAAGUGAGAAUCUUGGGGGGAGAUGGGUAGGGGGAGAUUCUUUGUCUGAACGAAUUAUAUCAAUCUGAAAUCAGGGACCUGCAGGACUUUCUGUGAACUGAGGUGAUGACAAUGUAAGCAAGACCUAACAAGAUAAAGAUUACUAAUUGUUAUAGGUGGUAUAGGAUCAGAACACAACUUGAGAUUGCAGUAACAAUUAUGCUCUGGUAAUAAUUUAUUUCCAUGAAAAGCAUUGAAUUAGUGGUCUUUACUUUCAAUAAGAAAAUAAAACUCACUUUUUAUGUUCCCCAAAACUAGCUCCUGGCAGCUAACUGUGUUUCUCAGGAGUUUAAAGACUGCUGAGGGAAUGAUCAGAUUCCUGGUUCAUUUUCCGGUCCAUAUAGAUUUCUAUGGAAGGUGUGUUUUUUAAGUUUACUUUCCUUGAGGAGAAGCUGAUUUUAUUGUUAGUUGUAUAUUUUGUUUAAAAAUACAGUUUUCACCUAAUGUUGUUGACAAAAAUUCAUCAUCUUCUGCUUCUUAUUCUGGAGGUAUCGCCAUCCUGAUUUAGUGAUGUUUCAACUUUUAUGUUUACAUUUAAAAGUAUAGAUAUCUAUACCUUUAUUCAUAUCUGCACCUUUACUGAAAAUUGAAGAGACGAUCAAAGCAAAUUAAGCAAAGAAUAUCAAGAUGAGCAAGGUUUUCAUUAAAAAGACAGUUCCUAAUUUUUCUUUCUAGAAGAGAAGGUUAUAUUUGUAUGAGCCUGUAUAUAUGUAUUAAAGGAACAUAAGUAGAUGAUAGUCCUUUUUUAUAGCAUUUCCCCAUUUUGUUCUGACAGGUUAGUGAGACACAGAGCUGGAGCCAGCAGGAUUUGAUCAUGGAUGAGACAGAUGCUAGCCUGGCUUGUGUUUGUGGUCAGCUGCUAACCUUGCAUCCCUCUAAGACAACUGCAUGUUUGGGCUCUUCAGACUUUACCAGGGAAGGCUCUGUUGCACGUAUAGUAAGUCCAGAGUAUGGCAAAGCCUGUCAGGAGAUGAGCAGCUGGCAGAGAAGUGGUGAAGUGAGGCUUGAAGCUUCAUCUCACUGAAAGAUGGGGUUUGGGGAGUGAUGGAUGAGAGGGCACUGAGAGUGCAUGUCAAAUGGGAUUAAGUGAGUAUUUUCAGGUAUCAUAUCUACCUUAUGGAAGGUGCAGAUCAUCAGUACUGGUGCAGAUUAUCCAAAAUCUGUACAUUUAAGUAUUUGAUAUCUUCAGGGGUUUUUUUUAGGUUUAAAAAACUGAUUUUUUUUUUGGCCAUUUUUUUUGGUUUUGAUUUAUCAUUCUUUUGUGCAAUAUUCACAAAAGUAUUAAACUACUGUUCAGUAUGUGUGUACAGAGGCAAUUACGUGUUUUAACAAGUGAAUAAACACAAAAGAAAAGAACAGAAUUGCACUUUAAAUGAGCUUUAUUGCUGGAGUUGUGCCUAAAAUGAUCUAGAUGCCUCCUGCUGUGUGUGGCUUUUGUUUGAAACAAAUUUCCCCGGUAGUGUUGCUGUUUCCAAGGUAUUUUCACAUCACUUUCACAGGAUCGAUAUGCACUCUAGCAUGUUUAAAAGUAUUCAUAUAGUGUACUGAGUUUUUGUUGUGCAAUGACUUUAAUUUAACCGUGGAAUUCUAACACUGAUGAUACAGCCAGAUCAUUAUUACCUUCCCCUUCCCUGAAGCUCGCACUUCUUACUACCAAUCAAAGCCAAUGGCAAAAUUUCCCUAGGACUAGCAUAGCUCUUAAAGGAUCAUGGUCCCAGAAUACGGUUUUGAGAGAAGAAGUGCAAUAUUAUCUCUCCAACUUUCUCGAAAUAAUUACAAAGGCCCUGAAAAUCCAAAACGACACAAUUUUGCUACAGUUCUGGAAAAAAAAGGGGUUCCUCAACUUUCCAUCUUGUAGCAGUGAGAGUAGGCAUAGCAACUAGACUGCAUCAUAGGUCAGUACAGUUCAUUUUGUCCUUGAUCUAAAUGCUGAUUUGUUGUAAGGAUGCCUGAAAACUGAAUACCAUUUGCGUGAUUACCUUUGUUUGCAUGUGCACAUUCUAAAGUGUCAUACUGGGGUAGGUUGCUUGUUGUGGGGGAGAAUAUUUCUGGUUUUGCACAGCACAUAAUCCUCUUAGUAUGGAAAUUUUCUUGCCGUACAAAUGGAAAUCAGUUCUUGAAUCAGGUUUCUGUAGCUGUUCCUAUCUCGUUACAGAGGCUUUUUCCAAGCAGAGUGGAUUUAAUGUGACCCUGGUGGUAGGGCUCAGUAUAGUCAUCUUACAACUGUGCUAUCAAGGAAAUUCAGUCACUGUUAUGGUAAAGCUGCUCACUGCCUACUUAAUUGUAAAAGCACCAUCAUAAAACAAACAUAAUUCCUGUGUAGCAAAAUCUUCAAUUCAAUACUAGCUAAAACAAGAGGUACCCUUACUAUCUGCUUUGUUGUUUUUGGUUUUUAUAACCCAGGCCAGAGUAAAUACUGUAUAUUGGAAUUUGCUUGUAAAGUUGAUUUAAAAAACUGUAUGUAAAAACUCUUUCCUCAAUGUUGCUCUAGUAAAUAAAAAAUAAAAGUCAUAAUUCUAAUAAGUA
Messenger RNA from Oenanthe melanoleuca, 7993 nucleotides. It is a transcript of the gene CCSER2, whose product is annotated as coiled-coil serine rich protein 2. NCBI's taxonomy places the organism in Eukaryota, Metazoa, Chordata, Aves, Passeriformes, Muscicapidae. Gene Ontology annotation, biological process: microtubule bundle formation. The record is from RefSeq and is a predicted model, not a curated record. Gene Ontology annotation, molecular function: microtubule binding. The coding region runs from base 328 to 2859 and encodes 843 amino acids. The transcript has 12 exons. Gene Ontology annotation, cellular component: microtubule cytoskeleton.